Carassius carassius (crucian carp) is the source of this 4431-nucleotide messenger RNA. RefSeq names its product cell adhesion molecule L1-like a (gene chl1a). The transcript is spliced from 31 exons. Gene Ontology annotation, biological process: cell-cell adhesion. The coding region runs from base 231 to 4094 and encodes 1287 amino acids. The record is from RefSeq and is a predicted model, not a curated record. Lineage: Eukaryota; Metazoa; Chordata; Actinopteri; Cypriniformes; Cyprinidae. Gene Ontology annotation, molecular function: protein binding.
GCUUUCCGUGAGCUGUCAGAGGUUUGUUAUAAUGCACAUGAGUGUUUGUGCUCCAGCGAGCUUGUUUGGUCUGGCUGUAUUGGUGCAGGUCAGAGGGACGAUAGUGAGAGAAGGAGGAUAUCCAAAGAUCUUUUCCUUGGAGGAGUCAGUGAAGAGCUCUUGAUAAAAUAACAACUCUGUGAGGGUGUUUUCUGCAUUUCCUUCACCUUUGUCCUUAUCUGCUGGCUGGGAUGAGGGGGCUCAGGAGCCUUAUUGUCGGGCUCCUGUCGGCCUUCUUCUCCACUGCCUUUGGUCUUUAUUUCCCUCCUCAUGUGGAGCAGCUGCCGACCAUCACCGCUCAGACCUCAGGCUCUUUCAUUGCCUUGCCAUUUGAUGAGAACUUCCUGUUCAAGUGUGAAGCCAAAGGCAACCCAAGACCUACGUACCGCUGGACAAAAGAUGGGAUGGAUUUUGACCCGCAUAAAGACCCUCGGCUCAUUAAAGAAGAAAGUAGUGGGACCUUUGUGAUACCCAACACUAAAGAGAGAGUGAAAUACCAGGGAAAAUACAGAUGUUAUGCCUCAAACAAGCUCGGAACUGCAAUAUCAGAGGAAUCAGCAUUUAUUGUGCCUGUGGUGCCCAAGUUUCCCAAGGAGAAGACAGAGCCAGUGGUGGUUGCGGAAGGUGAUUCGGUGGUUUUGGAGUGUAACCCGCCACAAGGAACGCCACCUUGGCAGAUGUACUGGAUGACCAAUGAUCUUCGACACAUCGAGCAGAAUGAGAGGGUGUCCAUGGGCCUCAAUGGGAAUCUGUACUUCUCUAACACACUGGUGACAGACAGCCACGACGAUUACUGCUGUUUUGCCUCCUUUUCCAGGAUACGCACAAUCGUUCAGAAACCCCCCAUGGCCCUGAGGGUCAAGCCAAGCCAGGGGGAUGAUGACAUCACGAGGGUUCCGGAGAGAAAGCCAAACAUUUUGAUGCCCUCCAGUAAUUCAACCACAUACCUAAAAAAAGGAGGAGAGCUGGAGCUGGAGUGUAUCGCAGAAGGACUGCCUACACCUGUGGUAGAAUGGAUCAAGAUAAGGGACAACUUACCGAAGCGUACACAAAUCAAGAACUAUGGAAAGCUUCUGACUAUACCAAACCUCACAUAUCAGGAUGAAGGGAGAUACAUGUGCAAAGCCAAGAAUGAUCUUGGUGAAGCUGAGCAUCAUUUUCACGUUAUUGUGGAGGAGCCUCCCAGCUGGCAGGAGGAGCCAGUGAAGAGUCAGUUAGCAGAGAUUGGAUCUGACAUCCACAUCAAGUGUUCUGCUAGAGGAAAACCACAACCCACAAUCACCUGGAAGAGAAAUGGCCAGCCUCUUGAUGAUUUUCCUUCUACCAAUUACAAAAUGCUUGAUGACAGAAUAAUCAUCCUCGGAGCAGAGCAGAAAGACACUGCCGUGUACCAGUGUGAGGCCUCCAACAGGCACGGGACCCUGCUUGUCAACACUAACGUGCUUGUGAUGAAUCACCCCCCUUUGAUCCUGACGCCGAAUUAUCUGGAGUAUGCGACCAUGUUAGACAGGAGUGUGAUUAUGGACUGCAAAGUCUUUAGUUCACCACCUGCCACCAUUAACUGGAGAAGAGAAGACCCAGAGGGCUCUCUAGAUGGAGAGAGAUAUUCGCUCUUGAAGAAUGGCUCUCUGCAGAUUCACAAAGUCGAGAUGGAAGAUAUGGGCAAGUACAAAUGUUUGGCAAACAACUCUGAAGGCACCGCGGGCCUCACCACUGAACUAUUCAUUAAAGAUUCAACGAGGAUCGUCAAACCUCCUCAAGACAUGAAGGUCAAAAGAGGAUCAAUGGCGGAGCUGGAGUGCCAGGUAGAGUGCGAUGCCACCCUCAGAAGAGAGCUGGAGAUCUUGUGGAUGAAAGAUGGGAUGAAUAUCCUCUCAAACUUCUCUGAAGGAUAUUUCACAUAUGAUGGAAUCCUCCAGAUUGUCAAUGUGAGCCACAGUGAUCAAGGGAAUUACACCUGCAUUGUUCGAACAUCACUGGACCAAGAUUCAGCUUCUGCAUACAUAACUGUGUUAGAUGUCCCAGAUCCACCGGUUCAACUGACACUCACUGAUCUGAAAGACCGCAGUGUGAGGCUCCACUGGGUGGCCGCCAGUGAUCAUAACAGUCCCAUAACAGAGUUCAUCAUCCAGUACGAAGAGAACCACUGGGAGCCAGGGAAGUGGAAGGAGCUUCUACUAAUCGCAGGCAGCCAGUUCUCUGCCCCCUUGACGCUCUACGGCCACAUUAACUAUCAGUUCAGAGUCAUCGCUGUUAAUGCUAUUGGGGGAAGCCGUCCCAGCAUGCCCUCCGAAAGAUAUAAGACACCUCCCUGUGCUCCCGACAGGAACCCAGAAAACAUUAAGAUUGAGGGUCACCUGCCAUAUCAGAUGGACAUCAGCUGGCAGCCGCUCUUGCCUGUGGAGCACAACGGUCCCAGUCUGGAAUACAAACUGAGCUACAGGCUCCUGGGUGUCGAGGACAGUUGGAAAGAACAGAUGGUGAAGAGACACUCAUUUGUGGUGCGAGACACCCCAACAUUUGUCCCCUACGAGGUCAAGAUCCAGGCCUUCAACCGUCAUGGGUGGGCACCAGAGCCACAAGUAGUGACUGGUUAUUCCGGAGAAGACCUGCCCUUGAUGGCUCCUGUAAACGUAUCUGUGGAGGUGUUGAACUAUACGAUGCUGAGGGUCAGCUGGUCACCGGUGCCCCAAUCUGCCUUGAGGGGCCAUGUUGGAGGAUACACUGUGCACUGGUGGCAAACUCAAAGUCUGUUGACCUCUAAGAAAAUUCCCUCAGAGAGACAGUCUCUCACCAUCCCUGGAAACAGGAGUCACACCAUGGUGCCAGGACUGAAGCCAUUCUCUGAAUAUAGCCUGACUGUCAACGUCUUUAACCGAAGAGGGAAUGGGCCCAGCAGUAGUCCCAUCUCUCUCACAACUCCGCAGGGAGUUCCUGAGCAACCUCCCAUCCUGAGAGCCACAAACUUUCAGAAAGACUCCAUCACACUGGUGUGGGCUCCUCCACAUGAAACCAAUGGAUUUCUCACGGGAUACUUGUUGCAAUAUCAGACAGGUAAUGAGACUCUGGGUGAGCUGAAAUCUGUAAACAUCAGUGCAUCAGAUACAACACAGUGGGUCUUGCGUGAUCUGCAGGAGGACAACUGGUAUAAGUUCUACCUGAGCGCGUGCACGCAGGUGGGCUGCGGAUCAGCCAUCAGUGAGGAAGGAAGCACCGUCUCUAAGGCGUUUACAAUGCCCGAACAAUUUUCUACAGUCUCAGCUGAAACUUCGACAGAGAGCUAUGAUCUGUCAACAUCUGAGAUGACAUAUUUUGAGCUGAGGCAACCUUUCUCUUUCACCUCAUCUAAUACAGACACUCCUGUCAAUACCACCUUUCAUACCUUAGUUGUGCUCAACAUAUCCACCUUUGUAACUGACACCUAUGCGAGAAUCAGCUGGAGAACCAGAGGAGAACGUUCUGAUUCACAACUCUAUGUUGCCAUAAUGAAUCACAGUGAUGGUAUCUGGCAGUUUUCAGAGGUUUUAAAUACAUCUAAAGGUUUCCACCUCGUUGAAGGGCUCAGCCCAGGAACUGUGUACACAGUCCGGCUGCAAGCUUCAGAAAGGGUUGAUGUCCCUAGCAUUUUUGAAGAGGUUUUCAAGACCAGGAAAGUGCCUAGUAAACAACUCAUGGCAUCCCAGGACUGGUUUGUGGUGAUGAUGUGCGCAGUGGCAUUACUAACGCUGCUUGUCCUUAUCGGCUGUUUUGUGCUCAAGAACAAAGCCGGCAAGUACGCAGUGAAGGAAAAGGAGGAAACUCCCGCUGAUCCCGAAGCUUACGCCAUGGGUGAAGAAUCGCCUUGCGAGUACAGUGACAAUGAUGAGAAGCCGCUGAAGAGCAGCCAUCAAUUGUUCACAGACAUCGAAGCGGAUGAUAGCAGCGAGGACAGCUCUGUGAUGUCGGACGACGAUGACUGUGAGUUCAACGAAGACGGGUCUUUCAUCGGCGAAUACUCGGGGUACAAUCGUAGGGUGUCCACAGAGGUGAACGGACACGCCCCGGUGACUUCUUAAUGCUGGCCCAACCUUAGGAACUUUGCAACUAUUUUACAGGGAGAACGAGAAGUUCGUUUGUAAGAUGUUCCAUGAAUGUGCCUGUGUUAUGCUUUUGCGUGAAUGGCCACUUCUUUACAGUAUUCAUAUGAAGGGUGAUGACAGGUUAUAGUUCCGGCCAUCAUGAUACUUGUGCCAUCAUUUACUCAUCGCUGUACUGUUUCAAACUGGUACAGCUGACUUCUAUAGACAUUUAGUAAAAUGUUCAUGGUGCUCGUUUCUUACAAUAAAAAUAAAUGGUUACCAAGGACCGCAAAAGAAAAGGACAAAAAUAUGUCUAUACCCUUGUGGAAAAGAA